UCAUUCGAUUCGCGCAUGUUUCGUUGUACACACUUGGAUCCUCGAAGUUCUAGUAAAAAUCGUCGGUAACACGAACGUCCUGCGGGGAAAACAGCCCCAGACUGAUUUUUUGUGCCAUUUUAAGUGAUUUUUUCGGUUUAGUGUUGAGUUUGUUAAGGAUAUUCGUUGUUAAAGUUGUGACAGUGACUGUUUAGUGAGGUGUGUAGGCACAUGUGGGCAUUGGAUAACUUUAUUUAGUGCAGCAAGUUAUGUCAUUAAGUGCCAAACUAUUAAGAAACUAAAGCUAUGGACCAGAAGAUCUCUCACACUGGACUUCUAGCCAGAAGUCCUGAAGGCCAUGCAGCUAGGGGUAUGCAGAUUAAGGGCAAUGAAGACCUUUGGGUAGAUAUACAAGCCAACACAUUCAGGAAUUGGGUCAAUGAGAACUUACCGCAAGACUUAAGGGUAGCGGAUCUGUCGAAAGACUUAUGUACAGGUGUAAGACUUUGUUAUUUGGUUGAAGCUCUCAGGAAAAAACCCUUGAAGCCAUCUUGGAACAAAAGACCAAUGAACCAGCAUCAUUAUCUAGAAAAUGUCACUUGCGCCCUAAGUGCCAUAGAGCAAGACGGCAUUAAGCUCGUAAAUAUAGGUAAUACAGAUAUAGUCAACGGAAAUCUAAAGCUAAUCCUCGGUCUAAUAUGGUCGUUAAUCGUUCAUUACCAAAUCGGAAGAUCGAAGUUCCCGCCAAGAAAAUUAAUGCUGUCGUGGCUGCAAGCCGUCCUGCCGGAAUGUAAAGUUUCGAAUCUUACGACAGAUUGGAAUUCAGGAAUACUGCUGUCUGCUCUUGUUGACUAUUGCCGACCUGGACUCUUCCCGCACUGGAGAUCGUUAGAUCGAAGUAAUGAAAUAGAAAACUGCCGUCGAGCUAUGAACAUAGCACAAAAGGAUCUGGGAAUUCCCGCUGUAUUAGAACCAGAAUAUUUAGCUUCUCCAUGGCUCGAUGAACUCUCAGGAAUGACGUACCUUUCCUAUUUCAUGAAACCUGGUUCUCCAGGUUUUCAUGCCACUUUAAGAUGGGUCAACUCUAGGUUAGAGAGGCAGAUCAACAAUUUUACAACCGAUUGGAAUGACGGAAGAGUUAUCAGCGAGAUAAUUAGAUCUUUGGGAGGCUCAGCUGCUGCUCCUGAGAAAUUAAGAACUGACUCGUCUUACUGGGAAUCCAAUCAAAUUCAAGCCAUCGAAGCUGGAAGAAGAUUAGGUGUGGAACCCGUAUUAUCGGCAAGAGACAUGGCCGACAGAAAUGUGGAGCACUUGGGUGUCAUGGCGUAUGCUGCUCACUAUCAAUGGGUACCUGAACGACCGCCUCUACACGAUCUCAUCAAUGUUACGCUCAAUUCUACCUCUGGAAGAGUUGGAGAACCAACCUACUAUCAAGUUACUCUAUUAGACUCAUCUUUAUCAUAUUCGCAUUUGUCGACCGAAAUCCGCGGACCAGACAACAAAAUCUUUCUGGGAAAUAAACUGCAACAAGGCCAAGGCACUUUUGUUCCUUCUAAAGUUGGUAUGCAUGAAAUUAUAGUCAAGUACGAAAGGGAAGAAGUACAAUCUGGUCAUUACUUCAGAGUUUUGCCGCCAUUGGUUGAAGUUGCUCCACCCGGUAUGGCUCCAUGUGCCCUGGGAUCGUUGGUGCAAGUUUUGGUUAACGCUACAGGUGCUCCGAAAAAAGAAGAUAUACUUGUAACAGCUUACAGCCCGAGUGGAAGACCGUUAGAUUGCCCUUUGACAGUCGUAGACGGAACUCAUAGUGCCACUUUCAAGCCUGACGAAGCUGGCGAAUGGAGAAUAGAAAUAACCUACCAAGGAAAACAGAUUCAGGGAGGACCAUUUACCUGCUCUGUUUUCGAUCCCAAUGGGGUUUUCGUAUCUGGUCUGGAAGGUGCAUUGCCACUAAUUCCUCAUGCCAUAGAAGUAGAUUGUAGAGCAGUGGGUGUACCAGGCGAAGUCGUUGCUGACAUCGUCCACGAUAAAAAAUCAGUCCAUUGCCAUGUAGAGAAAUUGGAUAAUUUUCAUUACAAGGUUCACUUUACCCCUAAAGAUGCUGGAAAACAUAGGGUAUAUAUUUAUUUCAAUGGAUACGACGUGAAAGGUUCGCCCUUCAUGAUGAGAGUAGGCACACAAAAGCGAUCCAAAUCUAGUAGUAGUCCCACUAACUACCGUGCUAGUCCUACGAAUAGAUUCAAUACACCAAGUCCCAAUUUCUCAAGUCAAUCAACAAAAAAUAACAACUACACAAACUAUAGACAAAACGCAAGUCCUUUAUUGGAGGAGAACCACAAUUUCGCUCAGGAUUAUCACAUGAAAUCGGUGGCUGAAAAACGAUUAACCUCAAGUUCACCAAUCUACGUCGAUAGAAACAGUCCCAGUUACAAUCAAAGAACUCACAGUCCAGUUUAUAGAACGGCAAGUCCAAAUUAUCAGCCUCCAAGUCCCAGUUACCGUCCAACGAGUCCAAGUCAUGGAAGAGACAGUCCCGAUUAUAUUAGCAGUCGAAAGCUAAACGAAAAAAGAUAUGAUUUUACCAACAAAAUGUCCUCUAUGAGAGUGGAAGACGCAAGAAGUCCCAGUUAUUUAGAAAGGUCGAGUCCUGACGUAGGCUACACCUCUACCUCCAGAUACGACAAAAGAGUAACAGAAAACCGCGUUUACACCAACAAUUCUUCCACAAAUGGAGUCGAUACAACUCCUAUCAUUAAAGUUUCCUCCGUCAACGAUUCGUCCUUGGGUCGUCGAGAUUCUUGGGAUGCUAUCGCAAAAACCAGGAACAUUCUUUCAGAUCGAAGUUUAGAAUCUUUAGCCAACUUAACGGAAUCGCAACUCGAUACUGAGUUGAGACGCAGGAAAGCUGAGGAACAUUCGAAGUUUAUUUUGAAAGAGCAGAGCUAUAAAAAUUACAAUGAAAAUUAUUCGUCGAAAAAAUAUAGCGAUAGUUAUGGAAGGAGUUCUCCUGUAUAUAGUAGAAUGAGGAAAGAGGGCGGAGCUCAGGCUGUUAGAGUCCAACCUGUUCCAGACGGAGUAUUAGGACAACCUGUAGAAUUCGAGAGUAAGUAUAUUCAAGGCAUCACGCACUUCUUUGUAUACGAGUGUUGA
Molecule: messenger RNA, 3126 nt
Organism: Psylliodes chrysocephalus
Lineage: Eukaryota; Metazoa; Arthropoda; Insecta; Coleoptera; Chrysomelidae
Source: the annotation of a GenBank genome assembly